Linum trigynum is the source of this 4427-nucleotide messenger RNA. Lineage: Eukaryota; Viridiplantae; Streptophyta; Magnoliopsida; Malpighiales; Linaceae. The record is from the annotation of a GenBank genome assembly.
GGCAGAAAACUGUUUUGUGAAGCCUACUUUGGAGCUGAAUUCAAGGUGCAUGGAUGGGAUUAAAGUCAAAAGGCUUCCUCAAACAUGAAACUAGGUAUGUUUAUGAACAAAGGUAAGGAAUUGGAUGAAGAAUUGGAGUUCUGGAAGGCCUCGAACGAAAGGCGUGAAGUUAGUACAAAAGUUGCCUUUUGACUGUUUUUCUGGCAGCUUACUUGUGCUUCAAGAAAGGGAGUUUAAACCCGAAUUUUGUGUCCUUUUUAGUGUAGACUUCUACCUUAAUUGUUGCCUAGUUCUAUUAGGUUUGUAUUAGGUUUUAUUUGCCUUUAAAUACCGUUCUAUUUACGUUGUAAAAACAUAAGAGUUGAUUAAUCGAAAAAAAACCCUUUGGUUUUGUGCAAGUUGCGACUUGUUUGAGUUUGGUGGAUUCCAAGCUUGUGAGCUUUGUAUCGAUUGAAUAUUCUCUUCAAUCGUGGUCGAGCAGCUAACCUUUUAUACCAUACGAGCUUUCCCCAGGUGUGGAAUUGUCCAUUGGUUCAUUUUUAUCCCAAUUUCGUAUUAAGAACGCGUUGUUCUUGAUUCGAAUUCAAUCAAUUUUUAGAUUGAUUGUUUGCUACGUGACUUUGGUAAAAAUACGUCCCCCAGGGUGGUAUUAAGAGUUUUGUCCCAAAAUAUUGGCCAAGUUUGAGAAAAUUGCAGAAGAAAGUGAUGCUUGUCAUAUCACUCAUAAUGGGAAGAAUGAGUAUGAAGUUCGACAUCAUAAUGAGAGGUUUACAGUUUCAAUACCAAAUUUGAGUUGUUCCUGCAGAGUGUGGGCGAUAACUGGGAUCCCAUGUGCCCAUGCCAUCACAUGUUUGGCAUUUGAAGGAAAGACGCCUGAAAUGUACAUCUCUGGAUACUUCAAAACAAUGAAGUGAAGAAGCACAUAUGAAAACGUGUUGGAACCCAUGGAUGGACCAAGGACAUGGAUACGAAGUGACUAUGAGGCCAUCCUCCCACUAGAUUUUAGAAUUAUGCCCGGGAGACCAAAGAAGAAGAGAGUGAGAAGUGUCGAGGAAGUGGAGGACAAGAGGAGACAAAGAAAGAAUCAUGUGUAUACUUCUAAAGAGUUGUUGGCUCGUGAUAAAAAUGAUGAAACAAAGCUUGGUAGAAACGGGAGGGUAAUUGAGUGCAAAAACUGUACAUAAUUAGGUCACAUGUUUCAAACCGAAGUGAACUCAGGUAUGUACAGUCUAUAACUUUACGUUUUCUUCAAUUCUAAUCAUUUAUCAUAACUAGUUUAUUUAUUUAGUAAAAUGUAUGGACUAGGAGAAUGGAACUCUCCCGGGAUAUGGUGGGGAUAGAACAGGUGCUGCAUAUGUUGGUACCUCAAAAAACCAAGUAAGUUUCAUAUGAUUUCUUUAGUUGUGUUUUUUUUAUUCGUUAACGGUGGUUUGGGAUUUAUAGACCCAUUCCAUUGUUCCAAUGAUUUUCAUGUGGGACUUACUUGAACGCCAUUUGUGGAUCUAUGUUUGAAAUGAUUAUCAUGGAAAAAAUGUAUAUUGUGUUUGUUUGUUUGUUUAGGAUAAUGGUGGCGCUAGUAGCAGUAGGAGGAAGCCAACAACUAAGAAGAAAAUGUCAUUUAUGAGUGUGAGAAGCAUUGGAAUAACGACAAAAGGUUUUGGCGUUCUAAACGUAAGGAUGCAUGAAAAAUAUAUAGUGUAUAUAUUGCUAAAGAAGCUACUGCUAUGCUAAUGUUUUUUAUUUUCUAUUUUGAAAUGCAGCCUGAUUUGAUUAGGAAGACGAUGCUUGAAUGCCCGAAUCAAGGACAACGACAACAAAGGAAAGGCAGGUUCGGUGGUACACAAUAAAGUACCACCACCACUUUAAAUUAGAACGAAAUAUGCGUUGGAUAGUAGGAAUUCACUCCACAUUUUUUCAUCAUUUUAACGAUGUACCAUGAAUCAUGGAUACGUUGAAUGUCUUUUUCAUCUAGACCUUGUAUGUCAAAAUGGGUGAUGGACAAACUACCUUCUCGAUGACUAUAUUUUGCAUACGUGUACCAUGACAAGGUUGUUAUAUGGAGUUUUAACUAAAGUUCAGUUUCAUGGAUUUUUAAUUUCAGCAUUCGAAAAAGCAAAAGGUUCUGGAUGAAAAUAGCUAGUACAUGAUUUGUAAUAAUUUAUAGCAUAAUCAAGAAAUAAGAAUACGUGAGUUCAGUUGCAAAACCCUAGCGCUCCGAGUUUUUCAUAGGUUUUUAUGAAAUCGUGAGUUUUCUUUCGAGUGCGAUGGCGUCAGUGCUGUCAGCAACCGCCCCGGUCGCGACAGACAAACCAGCGGCCCUAAGUAGCAUUCGCCGGCCGAUUACGGUCUCUUCCUCGCUAAAUGGCAAAAGCAAAAGGGAAAUUUUUCAGUUGAAGAAACGCGUUCGACCUCUUGACCUAGAGAAGGAGAAGGUAGGAUUGGAAGGACUUGCUACGGAAAUGGAAAUUGAUACCUCGUUGGGGGCACCCAAGCAGAUGGCAAAGUGGGGAAGGCAUUGACUGGGUUGUAUAAUAGUGCAGAAUGGCUAUUCAAAAGCCAACUGGAUGAUGAGGGCUAGUAUAUUGCCGAUUUUUAUUCUGAAGAUGUGGCAAAUAACGAGAAAGAGGAGGACAAUGAGAUUACAGAAGAAGAGUUUGAUCCAUAAUGCCCACCAAUCCUCUACAUAGUUGCAGAAAAAAUCAGAUGGAGGAGGGAAUGGAGGUAGGUCCUGGUUGUAAAAGGAUUAGGGCAACGCGCCCACUUUCUGCCCCUUUCUCGAAGACUGAACUACCUUUGGGCUCGCCAUGGCGAGAUCUAGACAACGGAUAUCAAGAACGGUUGCUUUUUGGUGCGGUUUAAAAAUCAUUUGGACUAUGAACUGGCAUCGUUAGGUGGACCUUGGAUGUUGGGCAAUACAUAUUUAACGGUCCACCGUUGGUUUAAGGGUCUUAAUCCCUAGACCACGAUAACUAAAUCGAAAAUUGUUUGGGUUCAGCUCCCCGAAUUACCAGUGGAGUUUGUGAACAAAGAGGCUAUAAUGAGGAUAGUUGAACGCAUUGGUAAGCCUGUAAGGGUGGAUAGAGCGAGAUCGACAGAAUUAGGGGCAAGGGCUCCAUUUGCAAGAGUUAGUAUGAAGGUGGAUCUCACGAAACCACUACUCUCGAAAUACAAGAUAGAAGGAAUCAAGUACUUAAUUCAGUACGAGGGGUUGGAUAACAUAUGUGGUGAAUACAGAAGGUAUGGGAAUGGAAUCGAACUGUGUGAAUGCAAGUAGGUGCGGACUGAGGUGGAGAUGGAAAGUGUUGAAGCGGUUCUUGAAAUGCAGCCGGCGGACCCAUCAAAUGGUUGUGCUUACAGGGACUAGAUGAUGGUGAAGAAAAAGAGAAGCAAACUAAUCCAACAUGACAUAAAUUCAGAGAAAUAGAAGUGCAUCACUCUAACAACCGUUUUGACGUACUGCAUGAGCAGGGGAAGGAAGUUAAUAGUCCCAUGCACGAGGAGUUUCAGGAACCUAGCCAGGGAGAAAAGAUUAAUGAGGACACAACAGAGAGGGAGGAAAGUAAUUAAGACAACAUGCCACCUAUAAAGGAGAAGAGAUUCACUUUUAAACGUAUGGAACAACAGGUAAAGGGGGGGGGGGGGGUGAUAUAAUGAAGAAAACCACCAAUGAGAAGAAGAAAGUGGGAGCGAAGGAAGGUGGACAAAAGACGUUGGGAAGAGGGUUGGAUGGCAACGCGAUACCCAUUUGGAGAUUGUUGGUCGAAUAAUACCUCAAGGGGUGGUCGAGCAGGUGGUUUGAGUCUUUGGUGGGUAGAGGAGGUUGCAGCCAUGGUAAUAUAUGCCUCGCUCCGCUGCAUUGAUGCAAAAAUAGUUGAUGAUAGAGAGUUUGUAUGGAGAUUCACGAGUCUGUAUGGGUGGCUGGAGGUAGGCAGGAAAAAGAAUACAUGGGAUUUUAUGCGAGACCUAGCAUCCCAAUGGGAAGGCCCUUGGUUGUGUGGUGGGGAUUUCAACGAAAUCCUAGCAGUGGAGGAAAAAAGCGGGGGCCAAAAUAUGGAGGAGAGGGACAUUGCUGAAUUUCACGACUGCCUCCUAGGAACAAAAAUGGAAGCUGGCAGAGGAACUAGCAAAUUUAAAAGACAAUGAAGAGAGUUACUGGAAACAAAGAUCAAGAUCGGACUGGUUGAAAUAAGAGAUACGAACACGAAUUAUUUUCACAAACAGGAUACUGCUUGGAGGAGGAAAAAUACUGUUCGGAAGCUCAAGGCUGGCUCUGGGCAAUGGUAUGUUGGAACUGAGAGGCUUUUUGACUGCUUUAUGAGUUAUUUUGCUGAUCUCUUCACUGAAGGAGAGGAUCCGAUCGAUAGUUCGGUUCUGAAGGCCAUUCGGAAAUCGGUGACUAGUGAGGAUAAUCAAAUUCUCGGUAGGGA